AUGAAUGAAAGGAUACUAAAAAAUAUUUGGAAGUGUGAGCCAUCAUGUCUAUUAAGCAAAAGUAAUUUUAAUGCAAGUUUGGUUUCCACAUUUAAAAUAUCGCGAUCUAGCACUUUACUUCUGGAGGGGAAACAUAACUUGGUGAUACUUGCCCGUGCGAAUCAUCACGGCGUAGUGCGCGGGAGUAAGGAAAGGAACGAUCCUCAUCGGGAGAAGAACGAACUUUUGGAUGAUGGAGCACACGGUGUCUGCGCCGGGGGCGCACACAAUAAUAGGGGGAGUUGCAGUGGUGAAGGCCCGCCGUUAAAAGGGACACAACACUACGCCUUCCGCUUUGACAAGGGCGCCCGAAUGCUGCGCGCUGGGAGAAACAGGGAUUCCUGGAAGAACUCGCCCGUCAGUUCGUAUUCAACGGUGAGAGGGAGGAAAGAUGAGCGUGAGGGAGGACAACCAGGAAAAAAGGAUGCUGAUGAUGACGCCGGUGCGGUCGCAGUCGCCGAUGCAAAUAGUGAGUCACUCGAGAAGGACGAACCGGAAUGCGAACCCCCCAUGCGUAAGAACAAGCCACAUGUUGAAAAAGACAAUCAGGUGGAUAGCAAACAGGUAGUUGGUAAUGGCGAUACGGUGGAGGACACGCGUGGGGAGGAUCCCUCCAAAACGGGGAGCCACCUUAGCAGCAGUGGAACGAUACGCACGAACAGUGGCGAGACGCAGCAGAACGAAAAGGGAGAACAAACUUCGGAAGGUUAUAACAUUGAUUUGCAGAGGGGUGACUCCCAGAGUAGCAGUGACGACGGAAAAGACGAACUAACCGAGAAGCUAAAAAAAAAAAACGAAAUAAAAAAAAUGUUAAACAUAAUAUUUUGCUCAUCCAUUCCUAUGAUCGGAUUCGGGUUCAUGGAUCAGUUUAUAAUGAUCCGUUUGGGAGAUAUUUUCGAUGCAUCAAUCGGAGUGUCUUUGGGCAUAUCGACCCUGUGUGCUGCUUCCUUUGGCCAACUCUGCAGUGACACGUUCGGAGUCUUUUUUGGCUACGUCUUAAAUUAUUUAUUACAAACAUAUAGAGUUAUCCAACCAGCCAAAUUCGACAUCAAAAAUAAAGUGUACCAACAUUGCACCUUAGUGGGAUCUGUGGUGGGAAUUCUACUAGGUUGUGCUCUCGGAAUGUUGCAACUCAUUUUCAUCGACACAACAAAAAGUGAAAGAUUGAAAAAAAAAAAAGAAUUAGAUUUUAUAUUCCAAAUGGUUAUGUGUGAUUGUUCCAAUAUUUUAAACUGCGAAACGUCGACCCUGUUUCUCUACGAUAAGGCCAAAAAUGAAUUAUGGAGCAAAGCCAUACAUGGAAGAAAAAACAUCAUAAAGAUAUCAGCCAAUAGCAAUGAAAAAAGUUUCAACCUCUGGGUUCUUCGAAACAAAGAAAUAAUUAACUGCAAGGAUGUGGUAAAUAAUGAAUUGUAUAACCCCUCACAUGAUGAGAAAUUUAAUUUCAAAACGAGGACCAUUUUAGCGGCACCCAUCUUAGAUCGAAAUAACGAAGUUGUCGGUGUUCUUAUGUUCCUUAACAAGUUAAGAUCCCAUGGUGGGUACUUUACCCGGAAUGACGAAAAGCUAGCUGAGAUGAUGAGCAAACAUAUUUCCAUCUUCAUGGAAAAGUUCAAUUAUAUCAGUGAGGGCGAUAAAAAAAUGAUCAUCUUCGAUAAGGAAAAGAAUAUAUCCCGCGAGGGGGAGGAAGAAGAGGAAGAAGAAGCAGACGAGGAAGAGGAGGACGAAAAUCCACCACCCGUACCGAAGAACAGUUUGAACCACAAUCAAGAGAUAGGUGCACUCACGAGGGAACACACACAUGAAGGAAAUAAACCGCAAAGCAAACACCAUGCAGUUAAAGAACGGAAAAGAAAAAGAACCCCCCCAAAAAAUUUGCACUAUCAAAUUUCGCAAAUAGAUGAAGAUGAUAAAAUAUUCGACGAAGGAAGCGAAAAUGCCAACAUAAAGCAGUUUGAUGAGUACUAUGAUGAGAAGACGGAGGAGGAGGACGACGUGUACGACGAUGAGGAUUACGACGAGGAUGAGGAGGACGCGGAGGUGGAGAGUCAGGCGGAGAGGGAAAGCAACACGGAAGUGGAGAACCCCGCGGAGGAGAACCCCGCGCAGCUGGAGGAGGAAGAGAUGUGUAAAGCAUCCCAGCCUAGUAGGGGGCCCGUCGAAAAGGAGCAGACGGACAAAUUGGACGAGAAAUCGCGUGAAAUAAUAAACCUAUUGCCCAUUUCAAAAACGGGGUCGAAGAAAAAUGAGCAACCAGUUAACGAUUUCCUAGUGGAAGAUCAUUUUAACCAUAGAGUGGAUCAUCUUAGUGCGGGGAAGAAUAUCUCAAAGGAGUGGCAAUCAGACGAAGCAGACCAAGCAGAGGGAGCAGACCGAGUUGACUGCAAGGUUGAAGUGAUUAACCGCGGGCACGACCAAGGUGCACCGCAUAAACUCUCCAUUUUGAGCAUAGACAAAAAGGUAACAGAUCCCGCGCAAAAGGAGGGCCCCUCUUCCUUCGGGGCUUUCAACUCAGGGGGGCCUCUCCCCGUGUCUUCCCCUCCCCACAUUGUCCCAGGAAGGACUAGUAGUGAGAACAUCCCCGGUGAGCGUAACAGGGGCAGUGUCGCCAAUGACUACCCACGAAUCGACCGCAGCAACGAAGGAGAGAAGGAACCCACCACUUUUGACAUGCUAUCGAUUGCCCCUAACGCGGAAAACGCUUUAAAAAGUCACAAAAAGGGUAACUCUAAUUUAUACGAAAACAAUUCUCAGGGAAGUGUUAAUUUGGGGAACAAGUGGAAGAAGCUUAUUAUACAUUCCUUAAGCACCAUGCUGAGUGAUGACGUUACUGAAGAGGGAGAAGGCAUCCCUAGUUGGGCAAAUGCGGAAGUUAGCUGCCCCCAUGUUGACAGGGCGGACCGUUACGGUGCUGGGAGUGGUUUAGGGAGUGGCGCAGGAAGUGGUGCAUCUGGCCAGUCAAUCGGUGAGUCCUCUGCUUACAACGGCGGCGUUGCGCCAGAUUACACCUACUACUACGACAUCGAGCACACGAGCGAUUACGGCAACCUGUAUGUCAAGAACUUCUCCAGUGGGGUGGGGGCGAACGAUGCAUUCGAGAAUGAGCGAAAGAAGGAACAAAACGACUCCAUCGAAAGUUACCACCGCGGAUACAACAGCGCCAUUCUGAGCGAGACGCUGUGUAGGAACUCGUCCCUCUCCGUGGCGAGCGGAAUCAAGGAAGAGCCUUUCAGAAGAUAUGCGCAGAAUUACGUGUACGCGAAGGGGGUCUCAUUGAGGAAAGCAGCUCUUCUGGAGGGAGCCGCAAACAUGUACAGCUCCAGUGCAUACAAUUCAGAAAAGUAUUUUUCACACAUCCAAUUUGCGAAGAUAUUUAAAAUAGUCUCUGAGAAAAAAAUGAAUAUAAAAAAUUUCAAAAUUUUAAAAAAUAUUUACAAGUACAAUUUAAGUAAAAUUUUUAGUAAUCAUUACAAAUAUAUAAUUGUGAAGAAGAAGAAAAAAUUACGAAAGUUUUGCUACACACUUAAACAUUUUGAUAUUUGCAAACUGGACCAUUUCUGGUUUAACAUAUAUUGCCAAAAUGAGUUGAAAAAAAUUUUCUUUCGAAAUUUACACUUCAUAAUAGACUUACAUAAUACACGUAUUGUCGAUUUUAAGCUCAUCAAUAAUUAUAUCCUUCAUAAGAUUUACGAGAAUACCACUGUCAGUCGUCUGGCACCAAGCACAUGCUACAACAUUAAGAUAAUUGAUUUUUUCUUCAAAGAAAAUUUGUACCUUUUAAAUAAAAGCACAAUGAAUGAUAUCAUUUACAAGUAUAUAAUUUUUUACUACUGCAGGAAGAAGUUGAGGAAAAAAAAUUUUAACUAUUACAAUUAUCAGGACAUGUACCUCGCGGAGAACUUCUUCGGUCAUAAUACUCACACCAAGAAGGUCCCCAAAAUUCUGGAUGAGGAUCUGGGCAAGAAGAGCGCGAUAGUUACCGUGGACAGAUAG
Plasmodium inui San Antonio 1 is the source of this 4032-nucleotide messenger RNA. RefSeq lists its product as hypothetical. The coding region runs from base 1 to 4032 and encodes 1343 amino acids. Gene Ontology annotation, molecular function: protein binding. Gene Ontology annotation, cellular component: mitochondrion. Lineage: Eukaryota; Apicomplexa; Aconoidasida; Haemosporida; Plasmodiidae. The record is from RefSeq and is a predicted model, not a curated record. The transcript has a single exon.